CCGUUACUGACACCAGCUGUUUUGGACUCUUCGCGAGAGGGUCUACAGAAGCUGACCGGUGAAGCAAUGCGGCCCUCGGAUGUAUCUAGAGAUAAUGACGACAUUAAUGGGGGAAAUUCUUCAGGUUCUGAUGCAGAGUACAUGAAGCUUCUUCCGUUUGCUCUGUCCUUUUCCGCUGCUCCUACUUUCUUUCUGAGAUUGCACCUGAAGCUUCUUAUGAAUCAUAGUGUCUCCAAAAUUAGUUUUGUUGAGCUUAAUCAGGAGAAGAGCACUGAAACUGCAAGAAUUUUGGCUCAAUCUAACAUCGCCAUAGAUGACUGCUCAAAGAAUGAUGUGGGAUUCCAUGCUAGCCAAGAAGUUCCAUCAAGAGAAAGUCCUUGUGAUAGGAUUCACAGUGGUAAUGCUGUAGUUGGUGAUGAGGUUGGCCAGGUGCAGGAAGGGCAAGGAAACUAACGCAGCAUCAGAGAAAACGUCAAGGCCUCUGCUUGGUGGGGAGAGGAUCACAAAUGGUGCUUGUCCUUCUUUGAAUGGUAUUAAGAUAGAUACUCCCCAUUAUAAUGAAGGUGAUAAGCCUGCCAAUGAUGGAUCCCUGCGUGGUUUGCCGCCUACUGGUAUGGCUUGCGAUAUGAAUGGCAGCCUCGUUCCCAGUCCAAAUCCCACCGCACCAAGAAUCGUAUGGCAUCGCAGUAGAAGUAGUUCAUUUUAUGGACACUUCUCACGUGGUUGGUCAGAUGCAAAAUCAGACGGUUCCCUGAAUAGUUUGGCAAUGGACCGAAGAAACCACGGACACAUGUUACUUACUCAUAUCCUUCUGGAGUUCAGGUUCAAGUUCAAAGCCACAGCAGAGAACAAUUCCUCACAAAAGAAUCAGGAAACCCAAUGAAAAGAGGGCCUCAGAUGUCGCCUGAGUUCCUCAAAGAAACUGGGAGUUGUUAUCGUGUCAUGCGAACUUGUUAAUUACAGUGGGGGACAAGGAAUGGAGAGAGAGUGGGGCAGAGGUGGUACUUGAACUUGUUGAGAAUGAAUGGAACCUUGCAGUAAAAGUUUCAGGAACCAAUAAAUAUUCUCAUAAAGCACAUCAGUUUCUGCUGCCUGGGUCCACUAACAGGUAUACACAUGCUAUGAUGUGGCGAGAAGGGAAACAGUGGACACUCGAAAUUUCAGACAGAAGCCAAUGGGCUCUUUUCGAGGAGAUGCAUGAAGAGUGUUACAACCGAAACUUCCGUGCUGCAUCAGUCAAGAACAUUCCGAUUCCUGGUGUCUACGUGGUAGAAGAUUAUGAUGAUAAUGGAAUGGAGCUGUCAUUUCGCAGUUCUGCUAUCUACUUCCAGCAGGUUGAAACAGAUAUUUAAAUGGCCUUGAAUCCAUCUCGUGUCCUAUAUGACAUGGAUAACGAUGAUGAGUGGUGGAUUUCAUCUCGUCAAAGUUCUUCAGAUGUUAAUGAUAAUGGCUAUGGGCAGAUAUCUGUGGAGAUGUUUGAGAGGACAAUGGACAUGUUUGAGAAGAAAGCUCAUGCUCUACAGCGUGACCAUUUCACAUCCGAGGAAAUGGACGAUUUGCAGUUAGGUGCAGGACCAGUUGUAAGAGGUAUUUAUGAACAUUGGCGGCAGAAGAGGCAAAAGAAGGGAAUGCCAUUGAUUCGACUUCUUCAGCCACCGUUAUGGGAAAUGUACCAGCAGCAGUUGAGAGAGUGGGAGCUAGCUUUGAAUAAAGGGAACUCUGCUGCUUCUGAUGGAUGUCAGAAGGCCUCAGCUGCUGAAAGACCUCCCAUGUUUGCUUUUUGUAUGAAACCUGGGGGCUUAGAAGUCCCUAAUAAAGGCUCAAAGCAAAGGUCGCAAAAACGAUUCUCAGUCACGGGGCAAAGCAAUGGUUUUCAUGGAGAUCAGGACAGUUUCCAUGCUUUUGGGAGGAGAUUGAACGGACCUAGUUUUGGAGAUGAUAGGGCCGUCUAUUUGGGACAUAACUAUGGACAUGCAGACAAUUCUCAAAUGGCACAGACGUCUCCAUUGGGAUAUUCUCCACGAGAUGUCCCUGGCCAGGGAUAUUUUCCAAUUGGCAAUGAUGGAUUCAAUCGAAAUUAUCCUCCGAGACUACAGAGAUAUAAGUCAAAGAAGUCGUGCUGUUGCAUCUCCUCGACAUUCACAGGUGGUCACUGCCUACAGCAGGGGAGCCACGGGCAGUAAUAAGAAUACCCAUCACUGGAAUUCUCAUCAACAGUUUUCGUCUGAAGGCUCUCAGAGACCAUCUAGUGAGCAGUGGGACCGGACGGAUAUGGAUGAAUAUAAAUUGUUGGAUGCAUCUGGUGCAGCACGGUAUGCAUCUAAUUUAGCUAAGCUUAAGAGAGAGAGGGCACAGAGACUUCUUUGCAAAGCAGAUGUAGCAGUUCACAGAGCUGUGGUUGCUCUCAUGACUGCUGAAGCGAUGAAAGCGUCUUUGGAGGAUAGGAAGGAUGAUGGGUAGGUUAUCUGAAGAUUAUCAGUGAACAGAUUGGUAUAGUUCUCAAUUUGACCCCCGGAGAAUGUGCAGAUGGAAUGAAAAUAUUUCUCUUGAGGCGGGAGCUGGUCCAAGAUUUAUCAGAUGCUGGUGCGCCUUUCACCAAGCACAGUUUUUGAAGGAAAAGUUUGUGGAGAGGGUAUUCAUAGAGAUAUAUUUGGUUAUCACAUUUAAUUGUCGAUAUUUUGGCAGUUUUCUAGUCCAUCCUUGCAAUACCUUAGUGAGAUUCCAGUAGUCUCUUACACCAGCAGCAAGUGUAUGCCUCAUUAGUGCUGCUUGUCGUGUUUAUUUUGCAAGAGCAUUGUAUAGAAUCUUUUGCUACCAUUCUCUGUACAGUCAGCCCACCCCCUCUA
This is a messenger RNA of Eucalyptus grandis, 2846 nucleotides long. RefSeq lists its product as uncharacterized. The record is from RefSeq and is a predicted model, not a curated record. Gene Ontology annotation, biological process: regulation of transcription by RNA polymerase II. The transcript is spliced from 5 exons. Lineage: Eukaryota; Viridiplantae; Streptophyta; Magnoliopsida; Myrtales; Myrtaceae. The coding region runs from base 1353 to 2183 and encodes 276 amino acids. Gene Ontology annotation, cellular component: piccolo histone acetyltransferase complex.